AUGCAUCCCAUCACAGCCGUUCUUCCGCUCCUCCUUGGCGUGGCCGCCGCCAUUGCCGAACCGCCCUACGGCCUUCGCAUUGGCGUCGACCGCCCAGCACCCCCCGACCCGGCCUUUCCCUUCACCGAUCUCUGUCCCGAAUGGCGGCUCGAGUAUCUUGUUGCGGGCGGCGAGCUGUCCCUGUGGACACGCUGUGCCGGGCCGUCGCCGCAGUCGUCCGUGGUGUCGCUGCUGGCGCUGGACAGCUCCCUCGUCGCGUCGACGCAGGGCAUCCAGCCGGCGCAUCCGUCAAACGCCGCCCCCGUCAGCUUCUCCUCGACCUGCCGCGACUGCGUGCUGCCCAACACCGGCGACUCCCUCAUGGCCUGCAACUGCACGGCCAGCCAGGGCACGACGCUGUGGACGGUCGAUCUGGCCGAGUGGAUCACGGCCGAGCAAGGGGUGCCGUGCUUUACCGACGGCGUGGUGUGCGGCACGGUGCAGUCGUCGACGGGGCCGGCACCGUCGCCGUCGUCCUCGACCGCCAACAAGCCAAAGUGUACCAAAGAGUGA
Messenger RNA from Sporothrix brasiliensis 5110, 552 nucleotides. RefSeq lists its product as uncharacterized. Lineage: Eukaryota; Fungi; Ascomycota; Sordariomycetes; Ophiostomatales; Ophiostomataceae. Bases 1 to 552 code for a protein of 183 amino acids. The record is from RefSeq and is a predicted model, not a curated record. The transcript has 2 exons.